GCUGAGAGGGAGUUUGCUCCUGUGAUCAGUCGACGUGAUUCUACAUCUCUUGUACUGCAGAACAAGCUGGACACAAGAGUGUGGAUGACUGAAAGAAUCUGCCAGGAGCAAUGUGGGGAAUGACUUGGUUAUGUCAGUCUGCAACAUGGGGAGUUUUGGAAGAUUUCCUUCCUUACUCCCUUCACUCUUCCCCUUUUGAACAAGGUUGUUUGCAGCACAGAGAAGUGAGAACCCCGAGCUUCCACAGCCAAAUGAAAGAUGGCCUGGGCCUCUGGAGUGACCUUCAGGUUGGAACAGGGCUUGAGGAGGCUGGAGCCAUCUCUGGGGGAACAUCAUCCAAGCUGGAGUUUGAGCAGUACUGGGAGAGAGGAGGGGCAGAACGGUGCUUUGUGAAGAAGGAGUAGAAGGUUGUGAAGGGGCCAAAGGCUGCUGCGUCACAAUGGGAGGGCGGGUCACUUGAAUCCCAGGCCGGGUUCCAGAGCAACUGAGUGACACUUGGAGGUCUCAGUGGCACGGGGUCAAGUGCCUCUUGGAACUGCUGUUCCAAACUCCUCGUCAGGUUGUGGGCUAACAACCACCCACUGCCAGACAAAAAGACUUCCAGGCCGAUACAUUUGUGUUUAUAGCAGUGAGCGGUGAUGGAGGCUGCCAAGUUCUGUUUUUUUUGCCUUCUGCUAGUUGCCAGCACUUCAUUUGAGUCCACGGAAGCAUUUGUCUUCCGUGCCUCUCUAGAUCUGGUCUAUUUCAACAGCACCAGCAACACCAGUGCCACCCAGCAGUGCAACUGUGGUGUCUAUGGCUCAGGAUCUCCUCGCCGUAGCGCCUCGGGGCUCGUGGCCAUUCCUGUCUCUGGCAGCCUUCAAGCCUGCGCCCCAAACACCCAGUUCAGCACCAGCCACCAGCCCUGGAUCGCGCUGAUCCAAAGCGGCAGCUGCAGCUUUGCUGACAAAAUCCAGGUGGCAGCCAGACGGGGAGCAGCGGCCGUUGUGAUCUACAACGCGCAGGGCAAAGGCAACGACAUUUUCCCCAUGAAGCCUCUCGGUGCUGAAAACAUCGUUGCAAUUAUGAUUGGCAACCUGACAGGGACGGAGAUCUUACACCACAUUGAGAGUGGCCUGAGAGUGACCAUGGCUAUAAAUAUGGGGAAAACACUUGGACUUUUGAUGAUACUAUACACCAUCUUCUACAUCUCUGCAUCGUUUUUCACGGCCGUAGCAGCAACCAUGUGCUACUACAUUUGGUAUUCUGUCCAGAGACGGAAUGUUGCAGGGGCCCUGUCUGAUAGUCAGCGGGAGCUGAGGGCAGUGACUAAGUUGGCCAUAGAACAUUUUGAGCUGCGCACCAUGAAGCAAGGGGACAAGGAGCUUGGACCUGAAGGAGAAAUUUGUGUUGUAUGUCUUGAGCCCUUCCAGCUGAAGGAAGUCGUGCGUGUCCUGACCUGCAAGCACCUCUUCCACAAGCACUGCAUUGACCCCUGGCUCCUGGAGCACGCGACAUGCCCGCUGUGCAAAUGGGACAUCUUCAGUGUGCUGCGUGUUGAGGUGGACGUAGAAGCGGCUGAGCAAGCCAGAGGAUCCAGUGCCACAGCAAAUGUCUCCAUAGUUGAUGAAGUGGGUGACAAUGGUGGAACGAUACCAUCUGAGCAGGCUGCUGUACAAGCAGGAGAUGAACACGUGGUGGAGGAAGAGGCACCACGUGGGACAACUGGAUCCUGAGGAGGAUCCAACAGCAGAGUGUAGGCCUUCGGCAAGGAGCAGCCUACUGCUGUACAUGGGUACCAAAC
This is a messenger RNA of Colius striatus (speckled mousebird), 1783 nucleotides long. Its product is annotated as E3 ubiquitin-protein ligase RNF128-like. The transcript is spliced from 6 exons. NCBI's taxonomy places the organism in Eukaryota, Metazoa, Chordata, Aves, Coliiformes, Coliidae. Bases 639 to 1715 code for a protein of 358 amino acids. The record is from RefSeq and is a predicted model, not a curated record.